AUGGAUCUCCCUUCAGAUCGCUCCUCCGGCACCUCCACCUUCCAGCAGUUCAUGCAUCGGAGGAUCUUAGCCUGCCAGCAAGACCGCAGGCUUCUCCUGCAUGAGGUCCACCAUCUCGAGAAUCGUCUCUAUGAGGUGGAGAAACACUUGGAAGAAAUCAAGGCUGGAACAAGAACGACCAACAGGGAGUUGUUCGAGUGUGUUAAGGACGAGGUGGACGUGGCUUGGAAGUGCGCCAAGAUGAAGAUGAAUCUGGAGAAAGUUUUUGGGGCGCAAGAAAUCCAGAAAUUAUGGGAUACCGAUGAGUCAUUGAUGAUCGACAGCAAAGAUCCUGGAUCACAGUCUACAGAUAUGGUUGCUAAGGUUGAACGCUUGCUAAAGAAUCUGGAAAGCACCGGAAUGGACCUUAAGUUACCUGAAAUGCUGGUCAACGAACUCGCUGAAGGAAGUAAGAGCUAUCCUGAUGUAGUGGAAUCCAGUAAGAUGCCACCAGGGAGAGCAAAAUCAAGCUUAGAAAAGAUCAAAUUCGACUGA
Molecule: messenger RNA, 534 nt
Organism: Elaeis guineensis (African oil palm)
Lineage: Eukaryota; Viridiplantae; Streptophyta; Magnoliopsida; Arecales; Arecaceae
Source: RefSeq, a predicted model, not a curated record